AAACAAACACAUCAACAUUAUAUAAGCCUUUGUUUCAGACAACUUUUCCUGCACUCCUCGUCCUUUUCCUUCCUUCAACAAAGGGAAGUAGCAGGAUCGAAACCCAAGAAAUGGGUUUCUGGUCACCAACUCUGUUACUAUGUCUCUUUGUUUCGUUUUCCCACCAAACAAAAGCUGAAGAAUUGGACCUCUUCUUGAAUGCAACCAUUUCAAGCUCAAGCAGUGGCAGAAAGCUCUUAGGAAGAUGCAACUGGUUCCGUGGCAAAUGGGUCUACGACUCUUCAUACCCUCUCUACGACCCUUCUACUUGUCCUUUCAUAGAUCCACAAUUCAACUGCCAAAAGUACGGUCGCCCUGACACACAGUAUCAGAAGUAUAGAUGGCAACCCUUCUCUUGUUCUUUACCAAGGUUCAAUGCAUUGGAUUUUCUGGCUAAGUAUAGGGGCAAGAAGAUUAUGUUUGUUGGUGACUCUUUGAGCUUAAACCAGUUCAAUUCACUGGCUUGUAUGAUUCACUCUUGGGUUCCAAAAACAAGGACCACGUUCACAAAGCAAGAUGCGAUUUCCAAAGUCACAUUCGAGGACUAUGGCCUCCAGUUAUUAUUAUACCGCACACCAUACUUGGUAGAUCUUGACCGUGAGAGUGUUGGAAGGGUUCUAAAACUCGACUCAAUAAAGAGUGGUGAUGCUUGGAGAGGGAUGGACGUGCUAGUCUUCAACACGUGGCACUGGUGGACCCACACUGGGAGUUCACAGCCGUGGGAUUAUAUUCAAGAGCGUAACAAGUUGUACAAAGACAUGAACCGUUUCAUUGCAUUCUACAAAGGUUUGACUACAUGGGCUAGAUGGGUUAACAUCAAUGUUAAUCCAACCCAAACCAAAGUCUUCUUUUUAGGAAUUUCUCCGGUUCAUUAUGAGGGGAAAGAUUGGAAUCAACCAGCAAAAUCAUGCAUGAGUGAGACGCAACCAUUCUUUGGUUUGAAGUACCCUGCAGGGACACCUAUGGCUUGGGUGGUGGUGAACAAGGUUUUGAGUAGGAUAAAGAGGCCAGUGUAUUUCCUAGAUGUGACUACGCUCUCACAGUACAGGAAAGAUGCACAUCCUGAAGGAUACAGUGGGAUUAUGGCAACAGAUUGCAGCCAUUGGUGUCUUCCAGGACUUCCUGAUACUUGGAAUGUGCUUCUGCAUGCAGCUCUUUUUGGUUGAAUGAAGCAGUGACUUAGUAACUUUGUUUAUUAGGUCCAAUUUAUUAGAGGGAAAACCCAUUGUUUUCUAAUGUAGGAAAUAUUUAAUUUGGCAUUUUUCUUCUUGGAAUUUGGACAAUAAAAAAUUUGAUGCUCCUAAUUGUAAAUUUUCAUAUUAUUUUGGCAUAAACAUGCCUUGAUUGUACCAAAUAGCCCAUUUGGAAUAUUGAAUAGCAUUUGCAAUGAAGUUUCUUAUG
Messenger RNA from Abrus precatorius (Indian licorice), 1440 nucleotides. RefSeq names its product protein trichome birefringence-like 39. Lineage: Eukaryota; Viridiplantae; Streptophyta; Magnoliopsida; Fabales; Fabaceae. Bases 111 to 1205 code for a protein of 364 amino acids. Gene Ontology annotation, cellular component: Golgi apparatus. Gene Ontology annotation, molecular function: O-acetyltransferase activity. The record is from RefSeq and is a predicted model, not a curated record. The transcript is spliced from 5 exons.